AUGUUGGGGUUGGAGAGAGGUUUUGUGCUUGGGGGGCAAGGUUCGGAGGUCCAAAGAAGAUGCCUGCUGGGCGGCCCACUCAGAAUGGAUGUACCACAAGCGACUUUACACAGUUUAUCUGCAACUGACUUUCCCCUGACCUCGGGAUCCCCUCACAUCGAAGUGGGUGUGCGAUCGCCCUCCCAACAUGCUGGAGUGGCCCUGCAACCCCUUGGUCAUGGUGGGUCACUCCAGCCCAUUGCAUGCUCCAAUGUGGGUAGGCGGUCGCCUGCCUGCAGCAUGUUCAGGUUUACCGGGCCGAGGGCAGACAACCGUGUACCUGCGUUGGAGCAUUCACAGGGCCAAGAUCACAUGCAUUGUGGCAAAGGGCUGGCUUGGCUGUCCAUUCCUGGUGACAACUGUUGCAACUGGUGCACUGUAAGGGUUGUCUGGAAAUAG
Messenger RNA from Ostreobium quekettii, 438 nucleotides. NCBI's taxonomy places the organism in Eukaryota, Viridiplantae, Chlorophyta, Ulvophyceae, Bryopsidales, Ostreobiaceae. The record is from the annotation of a GenBank genome assembly.